Messenger RNA from Eleginops maclovinus (Patagonian blennie), 861 nucleotides. It is a transcript of the gene rnasekb, whose product is annotated as ribonuclease, RNase K b. NCBI's taxonomy places the organism in Eukaryota, Metazoa, Chordata, Actinopteri, Perciformes, Eleginopidae. The transcript has 3 exons. The record is from RefSeq and is a predicted model, not a curated record. The coding region runs from base 159 to 464 and encodes 101 amino acids. Gene Ontology annotation, biological process: nucleic acid metabolic process. Gene Ontology annotation, molecular function: RNA endonuclease activity.
ACGAGUGAAACCGAGUUUCAUCGAGUGAACCCGAGUGAUGCGGAUCAGCUGACCGUGAGCCUCUGUCGUCCUUCCAUGGAUCAUUCCUGCUCAGGUUUGUGAAUAAAAGAACAGAUAAAUCCGCUUCUGGUUGAUCGGUUGGACCGUGAAAAGCAGACAUGCCGUCGCUUCUGUUCUGCGGGCCGAAGAUGGCUGCGUGCGGGAUCGUGAUCAGCAUCUGGGGGGUCAUCAUGCUGGGGAUGUUGGGAAUCUUCUUCAGCGCUAAGUCGGCGGUCCUGAUCGAAGACGUCCCGUUCACCGAGGAGGACAUCCGCAACGAUAAGAACCCCCCAGGGAAUAUCUACGGUCUCUACACCCAGGUCGGCAUCAACUGCUUCAUCGCCGCCGGCAUCUACGUGGCAGUCGGCGCCGUGUCGCUCUGCCAGGUCCGCCUCAACAAGCGGCAGGAGUACAUGGUCACAUAGACGACACGUCCUGUUACACAGCCAAUCAGCAGCCAGCUCGUUAAAAUCUGAGCGAUGUGAUUGGUUAACGAAAUGAAGAGUUAUUUAUUUUAAAUGUUUGUUGUUGUUGUUGUUGUUGUUGUUUGAGACAUUCCUGUGAGCGUCACUCAUGAUGCAUGACACAUUUAAAUGCAAAUAAAUCAAACGUAAAGGAGAAAUUAGAUCUAAUGAUUAUUAUCAUUAUAUUUUUGCCUAAACAGAUUUAUCAUUUUGUAUAUUUUCCAUCACUCGUUUAUUUUCUGUUGUUUUGUUGUUUACAGAGAAGGUGUACAUGUGUUGAUGCUCCUGCAGAUCAGACGUGUUUCAUGUGAAGAACUGGUGGUUGUGGAUUAUCCUGCAAUAAAGUGUGUAAAAAAUA